UCCAAGUGAGCUAGACUUAUAAGAUCUGUGUUGUUUCCAUAGUGCCACCUAUGGGUGAAAUGCUAUCAGCAGAAUUUUGUAAGAUUACCUGGAGUUGUAAUUGCUUGUCUCAAUUGCUCUGGCAGAUUCACAUUUUCAAAUUAGUGUGGCAAUGUCAGGCUAUUUGCACCUGUCUUCUAAAUUUGCUUGUAUCUCCAAAUUUUUGUGCUGCCAAAAAUUUAAUGAUGUCAAACACGAUUUUUUAAAAAUGUGACUAAAUUUACCAUAGAAGGAGCAACUGCAAACAAAUUCAGGAUAGUUUAGGCCAAUAACUUGAAUCGAGGGGGGGAAAAACAUUUUCUUCUGCUCUCACAGUUCAGGAGUAAUGAGCAGAAAUGUAAGUUGCUUCGUAGGGAUGGGCAGAUUGAUUCUGCAGCAGCAGUACAUCAAUACUUACAAGCUACUCAGUUAGCAUUGAUUCCUUUAAAAACUGUAAAAUAUAGUUAAUAAAAUGACAUAAAUAAAAACCAUUAAUUGUAGGCCUAUUUGGUUUUGUAAUACAUGUGUUAUUAAUGGCCAGUAUGUGUCAUGUGAUUUGCCUUUAAAUGUAAUUAUUUUCUUCUUUUCCUUUAAAAAAAUAUCCAUUAUUUGGAAAAAUCAUAUACCUGUUUAAGAAAUGAUCAGUAUCGGUAUCUGUAUCAUAUCGAAUUUAAAAAGUGCGGUAUUGCCCAGCCCUAAUGCUUUGUAAAUGGAUGGCUACACCAGAAAAUAAUCAAGUCUCUUUUGAGGCAUUGUUCAACUUUAAAAAAAACUUUUUUUUUAGAACAAUAUAAAGACACUAGCCUCUUGAGACCCUUCUUCCACUGUGAUUGAUUUCAGAUAAUGAAAAUGCAGAAUAGGCUCUUAAUCAGCCAGUUGCCUGGUGACCAAAGAGGAGGCAGAUAACAUUGAUAUCAUUAAUACUCUGAUGGUUUAUGAAGUUCACAUUUUUGUUUUCUAAUAGUCAUUUUCAAUGCUAUGAAGUUGAUCCUGAGGAUAGUACAUGUAAUGAGUAACAUGAGCAACAUGUAUACACUCAGUGUGUCUGAAGAUAGUCUUUUCAAAGGAUACAAGAACACUAACCUAAAAAUGGCUGUACAUUGAAAUAGAAAGGGACCGAGGAGUUGUGCUUGCCUCCCUGAACACUCAGCACAAAUCAAUGCUUCUCACAGAAAAGUCAUCCAUUAUUUCUCAAUGGACUAAAUGCUACUUAAGAACUGUAUUAGAUCUCAAUAUAAAUCCGUGUGAGAGGCCAUUAAUUGCAACCUCAGCACACUAUAGAUUUGUGUAAUAUUCCUACAGGGAGUUGCAGUGUGUGGUGCUCAGCAGAGAGACGAUAGUGACUUUAUCGUGGCUUUACACAGGUUUUCAUGUAUUUUAUGUGAUUUCAACAAGAUUUCUGUGGAAGCUAUCAUUUUUAUCUUGCUGCAUGAUGAUGUAUAGGUUUCCUUUUGAGGAAUUACUUGAGAUUAGGAUUCAUUAGGCCCGUAGAAUUAAUAUUUUUUUUAUCAGGGCAUUUUGUAGAUACUUUGAGUAUUACAGCCCUUGAUGAUCAUUUUUGAUGUCCAUUUGAUUUAUUUCAUCUUUCAUAUUCCUUCAUGGCCGCUAGGGGGUAAUCAUGUACAACAAACUUAUACCAACUUUCAGAUUUUCGGACAUUUGGUGAGAGUUACCACUCAAUACUGGUGAUGCUGUUCCUUUAGAUGAAAACUCAAAUGAUCCUGACACUUCAACAGUAAAUAAACACAGACUCUUUUAGAAUGUUUAUGUUUGAAACAGAGAAAGGCUGCAGCCAACAGUUUGAAGAAAAAAGGUUAAUCCAUAAAGAUAUUUCUCCUCUAAGAGAGACUUCCUCCAUUUUACUCAGCAGGUAGGUCAUUAUCUUCAGAAAGAAAACUUCAUAUGGUUAUGCGCCAAGCUACAAGCUACUGUGGAGUUGAGAAUAACCAUCUAAUCACUAUUGCUGCAGCAAAUCUUGCUGUGUAUGUACGUUAGAUCAAAAUGGCAACAGACAUUUUGAAGGAGCAAUACAACAACCUGCAGGAGGAAAAUGACCAAUAUAAGAAGCUCAUCAGCCAGCAGAGGGAUCAUUUGGUCUCUCUGGAUCAGGAGAUAACAGCGGUGGAGAGCAGGAUUCAGCAAAAGUUAACAGUCCCAGGUGGCAUCUUCAAACAACAAGGGAAACACAGCCGCCACAAGAAACACAUCCGCAGCUUGGAAAACAAGCUCAACCAGGUCACUAUUAAGUUUGAUGAGAUACUCUGCGGCAACAUGGAUUAUCGCAAAGACAUUGCUCACAUGCUGCAGCAGAAAGACUUGGGGUGCAAAAUCAAAACUAAUUUCAACAGACAGAUAGCCUCACAGCAAAGCAUGAUGGAGAAACUGGGGUCGAAGUGCACCCUCGCUUUCCGCCAGAGGUCAGAGGCUGAGAGCCGAACACUGGAGGUGAGGAAGUGCAUCGAGGUGGAGAGUAAUCACUUCAUCAAGAGACAGAUGCAGCUGAAGAUUGUCAUCGACCAUGACGCCAAAUUGCAUUCAUUCAUGGAGAGGAAACUCCAGGAAAUUAUUCCUUUGGAAGACGAUGAAGACUACAAGAAGAAAAGUGCAGAGAAACAGCAGCAACAUCAGAAUGCAGCGAAUAUGCUGGAGAUGUACAUGCAGGGACACAGUACGCUAGUAGAAGUCAUCGGAGAAAGAGACCUGCGUCAGAUAAGUCAAGUGUUCAUGGAUAAAGAACAGAAGAAUUUCACUCAUAUUGGGUACAUCAACGAGCUGCACAACAAAAGGAACAUAAUGAAGAACCGCACAAACAAGUUGAAGGGUGAUAUCCUGCUCCUGGAGCAAGAGAACGAAGGGCGUAAUGAGCAGACUAAGAGCCAGCUUGAGGAUCUAGAGUCUGAGUUGCAGAAGAAUAGCCAUCUGGCCGACACCCUGGAACAGCAAUGCAGUGUGAUUCAGAUAACUCUGGACCAGCUGCGGACUGCCAUCAAUGUCCUUUUCGAUGAGAUAACGCACAAAUCUGUCACUGUCACUUUUGACAACAUUGUACACUGCAUUAGUAUCCUUGAGGAGUGCAUUAGCGACCUGCUGAUCCAGGCCAACGAUGUGGACGAUGAGCAGAUGCAGCAGCCUCCUCACAACCUGCUGUUAUCUAAUUCUGACUUGCUACCAGGGAACAGCACUAAGUCUACUUCACGCUCACUAAAGUCAGCCUGAUCCAACAGAAAAUGGCACCUUCACAUGCUUCCUUUUCUCAUUGCAGUGAAACAGCCUCUUACCGACAAUAAAAACCCAAUUACAGCAUCAUAGCUGGUCCAUGUAACAUACAGUACAAUCAAUCAUUUCUGUAUUAGAUAGAGGAUAAAAGAUGAGAGCAUCAA
Messenger RNA from Dicentrarchus labrax (European seabass), 3398 nucleotides. Its product is annotated as coiled-coil domain-containing protein 63-like. The transcript is spliced from 9 exons. The record is from RefSeq and is a predicted model, not a curated record. Bases 2020 to 3234 code for a protein of 404 amino acids. Gene Ontology annotation, cellular component: axoneme. NCBI's taxonomy places the organism in Eukaryota, Metazoa, Chordata, Actinopteri, Moronidae. Gene Ontology annotation, biological process: cilium movement; outer dynein arm assembly.